AUGAACGGUGUGUCGCCCAUUCCUAUGGAAGAAGACAUGCCGAAAACGGAUCUCAUGUGGAAAUACGAUGACAUCAAGCUUAACUGCAUUGACCCUAGUAUAGAAGGUGAGUAUAUGUCCUGUGUACAAUUUGACGGUGGUGGAAAUUUUCUGGCCGUUGGCGACAGAGGCGGAAAAAUCAACGUGUUUAGGACAACUACUCAGGCCCAAAUAUACGAAACUCCUCGUUACGAGCUCUACUGCAGUUUUACAAGCCACGAAUCAGAAUUUGAUUAUCUUAAGUCUCUUGAAAUCGAAGAAAAGAUCAAUAAGAUCCGUUGGUUGCCCCAGCAAAACUCGUCAAGACACUUACUUUCCACAAACGAUAAGACUAUCAAGUUGUGGCGACUUUCGGAGCGCCCAAAGCAGGCGACAGGAUACAACAUACGGCGGUCGGCGGCUCGUACUCCCUCAGAAGUCGGUUUUGGCGAGGCAGAGGAUAGGGAAGAGGUAAAGGGAGAAAUUGGAGGCGGCACACCGAGAAAAGGUCUCAAUGGAGGUACUAGUGCCAAGGUACACAACGCUGGCGAUCUCCGAGUGCCGCGAUAUGAACGCCGCACGGACCUCUUUGUCGCUGCCCAGCCUCGACGUAUCUUCGCCAACGCACAUGCCUAUCACAUCAACUCCAUCUCCGUUAACUCCGACCAAGAGACCUUCCUCUCCGCUGACGACCUACGCAUUAACUUAUGGAACCUCAGCGUUACCAACCAGUCUUUCACUAUAGUUGACAUAAAGCCGGCGAACAUGGAGGAGUUGAGUGAGGUGAUCACGGCGGCCGAAUUCCAUCCGACUAGUUGUUCCCUUUUCAUGUACAGUAGCAGCAAAGGGGUCCUUCGGCUUUGUGACAUGCGGCAGCAGGCCCUUUGUGACAGGUCUGCUCUCACAUUUCAAGAAGCGGAUAUUCCUGAAAAUCGUGGUUUCUUCUCCGAAAUCGUGAACAGUGUCACAGACUUGAAAUUUAGCAAUUCUAGUCGUUAUGUCCUCAGCAGGGACUAUUUAACCCUCAAAGUGUGGGACAUGAACAUGGCGACCGGGCCGGUGGAGGUUUACCACGUGCAUGAUCAUUUCAGGAGCAAAUUUGUUGCUCUCUACGAAAACGACUGCAUCUUUGAUAAAUUCGAAUGUGCCUGGUCUCCGGAUAAUAACUACCUCCUGACAGGAUCCUACAAUAACCUUUUCCGGGUGUUUGAUCGAUCAUCAGGCAGGGGCGUUUUGACGGAGGCAGAAGCAAAUGCAAAUGGGGGCCCCUCAAGUGUUCCAAAGGGAUCUCUGCGCACUCGAGAAGUCACCUGUGACCCCGUGGCGAUCACCUCCGACCAGAUCAGCGUCGACUCGAUCGACUUCACCAAGAAACUGCUUCACCUGGCCUGGCAUCCCAGUAUGCCCCGUGUGGCGUUGGCCAGCAAUGAAACUCUCUUUCUGGUCUCUACACAACAAGAACAGCAGCAUCAGCAGUCUGACUCGAGUUGA
This is a messenger RNA of Echinococcus granulosus, 1509 nucleotides long. Its product is annotated as Serine/threonine-protein phosphatase 2A regulatory subunit B alpha isoform. Gene Ontology annotation, molecular function: protein binding; protein phosphatase regulator activity. The transcript is spliced from 9 exons. NCBI's taxonomy places the organism in Eukaryota, Metazoa, Platyhelminthes, Cestoda, Cyclophyllidea, Taeniidae. Bases 1 to 1509 code for a protein of 502 amino acids. Gene Ontology annotation, biological process: peptidyl-serine dephosphorylation. The record is from RefSeq and is a predicted model, not a curated record. Gene Ontology annotation, cellular component: protein phosphatase type 2A complex; cytosol.